This is a messenger RNA of Morone saxatilis (striped sea-bass), 2361 nucleotides long. RefSeq names its product phospholipid phosphatase 6-like. The record is from RefSeq and is a predicted model, not a curated record. Gene Ontology annotation, molecular function: sphingosine-1-phosphate phosphatase activity. The coding region runs from base 143 to 949 and encodes 268 amino acids. Lineage: Eukaryota; Metazoa; Chordata; Actinopteri; Moronidae. The transcript is spliced from 2 exons.
AAUCGGUGACAUUUUAACCCCUGCGUCCGGACUCUCCAGUUUGCAGGAUGUUUUGCGCCUGAGCGCAGCAGGAUUAAAGAGUUUACUGGCCGCAGGUGGUCGAUAAAGAAGGGCGGAGAGGUUACUCCGGUUACUUUAUCAAAUGAAAAUGUCCUCACCAACGUCCAGACGGAAUAGUUGUCGUGGAGUUGCGUGUGGAAACCGGGCAUCAUCUGAUUGCCAUGUCCGGCGCCGGGGCUCCAGCUGUUCUUACUUCUCCUCUGGAGCGCAAACUGAAGACUUUUCCGUCAGUCUGAGCCAGCCGAUAUUCACCAUAACGCUCCGGUUCUUGUUGGCGAUAGAUCUGUGGCUGUCCAAGAGGCUCGGAGUGUGCGCCUGUGAGGAGUCUUCAUGGGGCAGCAUACGGCCCCUGGUGCGGCUGGUGGAGUUCUCUGGGCAUGUCAUCCCGUGGCUCGUCGGCACCGUGUACACUCUGCUGCGGGGAGAGAGUGCGGCGGAGCAGGAGAUCAUGCUGAACUUGGCCCUGGCUCUGUUGCUGGACCUGCUGCUGGUCAGAGCUGUGAAGACUCUGGUCAGACGUCGCAGGCCUGCCCAGAACCGCUCUGAAAUCCUCUCCGCCUUCUUUGUGGAACGCUACUCCUUCCCCUCGGGACACGCAACACGGGCGGCCAUGUGUGCCCGGUUCCUCCUUGCCCAGCAGGUGGACACAGCUUCCAUGCGGGUCCUGGUGGUGGGUUGGGCUACUCUGGUGAGCCUUUCCCGGCUGCUGCUUGCCAGACACUAUGUGACAGAUGUGGGCUUUGGCUUGGCUAUGGGUUACUGCCAAUAUAGUCUAGUGGAAAGGUUGUGGGUGACCUGGGACUGCCUGCAGGACCUACUGCUCAUGCGACUGAGAGAGAGACUCAACAAGGCUUAUAGUGGACUCUGGAUGGCAGAUUGGAAACGUUAGGCGUGGUGGAAGUGUGUGUGUGGGGAAAAUGUGUAGCAUGAGUGUGUGUAAUUCAGGAAUUCCCUGCUGUUAUAAAAAGGUGAAUUUGACUAUUUAUUGGAUUAUAUCAGAGUUACUUCAGUAUGCUUAUAAUUUGUUCUGUUUUUAUGUAUAUUUCUUUGUGUUCUUUUUAAUUUUUUGAGAGAAGAAUGAAGUGGAAAUAUUGAAACUGGAUGGCUUGGGUAGUUACUGAUGGAUCGUAGCAUAUCAGCUUGUUUGCACAAUGGUGCUGAUGAUGUAUGGACUUACUCUUACAAUGCUGAAACCAAAGCUGAAUUUAAAUAGAGCCUUUUUUUAGAAUAAAAAGCCAAGAUGAGUACCAUUUACAGAUGUAGAUUUAUAUCUUCAGACAGUGAGUACGUUUGUGAGUAAGUAUGAAAGCUGUAACUACUGUAUGAAAAUGCCACUGGCACCCUGCUUCCUGUUAAAGUGAGAUUUCAUAUAAGUAUGUGGUGGCACUAGUGGGGGGAAGUCAAUUCACACUUCACCCAAGUUUCCAUCAGCUGCUGCUGAGUCUCCUGACUGUCAUUAUAAUACAUCCCAUCUCCCGUUACAGUGUUGAUCUGUACAUACCAGUGCAAAUUCCACUCUAAACUAUACAAGUAUGUGGUGAUUUUUUUGUGGUUUUGCCUUUAAAUUGAUAAACCAGAGAGAGGACAUGUCAUUUUCCCAGUGGAUGAUUGAAGUGGAACAAAAUGUGUAUGCAUAAUGCAGAUGCAAACAGUUGUCCACAGAGGGCAGUGCAUAACAAGAAUAUGGUUGCCAAUGGCAACAUGAUGGAGCAGCAUGUUUUGUUUAAUGUGCCGCCUGUGAAUUGAUCUCAAUAUGUAGGUAGGUAAGCUUAUUGCUGCCACACAAAUAGUAUCUUAAGUUUUGUCCUGUUUUGGAGAAAACAUUUAGGAUCAAAGGUCAAGGGCUCUCUGGGUCACAUAUGCUUACAUAUUUAUAGUUCAGUAGCUUUCUUGCAUUUAGUAGACAUUGUUAGCUGCAGUUGGUGCAUUUGGCCCCCUCAGGUAGCCAAUUGAGACCAUAUUUAUUAAUAUAAUAAAACUAAUUUCCAUGGAACCUUUAUUAAAUCACACAAAGCGAACAUUUCAUACAUAGUAAAUAUAUUUACUAUAUAAACAGCAGGUAUAGAACAGGAAUCACUGCAUGAGGAGAAGAUACAAUGCAAACACUAAAUGCAGUGUGUACACAAAUGAUUGUUGCAAAGCCUUAAUUGCAGUAUUACAAUUCCUGAACGGUUCUUUUAGGACCUGUGUAUCAUUUAUGAAACACUGAAUCAAUUCAUCAGUUUAACUAAGUAAAGUAAAAGCAUUAGGUAAGAGGAUGAGCGUGGAGAAAUAAUGUUUUGGUGUUUUAUUUUGUAACAG